This is a messenger RNA of Cavenderia fasciculata, 204 nucleotides long. RefSeq lists its product as uncharacterized. The transcript is spliced from 2 exons. The coding region runs from base 1 to 204 and encodes 67 amino acids. NCBI's taxonomy places the organism in Eukaryota, Evosea, Eumycetozoa, Acytosteliales, Cavenderiaceae. The record is from RefSeq and is a predicted model, not a curated record.
AUGGAAGUCAAUGAAAACAAUAGUAAUAAUACGAUGAGUCAACUCUUGGCAAGAAGCAGUAAAAGUAAUUGGAUAGUUGCAAGAGGAUCAGAUCAAGACAACUCAAAUAGAAGGAAGUCCAGAGACUCUCCAAAAUUACUUAGCAUAUUUAUUAAUCAAGCAUUCAAACUUGCUAUGCCAAAGAAAUGUAAUUAUCUUAGUUGA